Epithele typhae is the source of this 462-nucleotide messenger RNA. RefSeq lists its product as uncharacterized. NCBI's taxonomy places the organism in Eukaryota, Fungi, Basidiomycota, Agaricomycetes, Polyporales, Epitheliaceae. The transcript is spliced from 4 exons. The coding region runs from base 1 to 462 and encodes 153 amino acids. The record is from RefSeq and is a predicted model, not a curated record.
AUGAUGUCCCGCGUCGUUGUCUUCCUCUUCGCCUUCCUCUACCUCCUCGCAGGCUCGCAGGUUUACGCUGCCCCCGCGCAGGAGAUCGCCGCGCGCCAGCUCGGCAACCUCCAGUGCAACAUCGACCGCCUGAGCAUCGUCGCGGGCCUCGCCAGCCUCCAAGGCACCCUCAAGAAGAUCGCGUCCUCCGACAACUCGACCGCGGACUCCGUCGCGACCGUCCAGGACGCCGUCAGCGGCGCGCAGGGCGCGAUCGGCGUGAUCGCGAAGGCGCUCCUCACCGGGCAGGCCGCGCCCGCCGCCGCGCGCGACCAGGUCCAGGGCAACCUCACCGCCGCCGCGACCGCGCUCGCCGACGUCACCUCGACGGACUCGGCGACCUCGAGCAUCAUCGCCAAGGCCGGCACGCUCCUCACCAAGUCGGGGGCGGCCGGCGAGGGCGUCGUCGCCAACUGCAAGUGA